AUGGCAAAAGUAUUCACCGCGUCAGUGUUGCCCAGCCAAGUUGGCAAUGGCGAUGUCUCAGUGACUAUUGUGUCUUCGUUCAGUGGUGAAGAUGUUUGUAGCUUCCAGAUGCCUGGUGGAACGCUGGCAGAUCUGGAGGGCUGCCUCUUUCAUCCAACGGGACCGAUGACUCGGUGUUGUCCUUUUUGUCGGCUCCUUUUCUACACAAAGGAUGAACCAUCCAGGCCACUAGACCUGCAACGACAGGUUGGUACGUUUGACUCGCUCGUGAUCAAACAUGGGGAUUCCCCGGAUGUGGACGCAUGGCUGCAGACGUACCCAGACACAGGGAAAUUUCUGCAAGCCGUGCUGGGCAACAAGUUUGACCCUGGCAGCCCAGAUUUUGAAAUCACAUGGACUGCAAAAGUAGCAGGGGAAGUUACUUUGAACGAAGCUAAGUGCCUUGUUCACGAGGUCCUGAAUGGAUCACCCAUCCACGAAGACAGUGGACAAAAUUUCGUUCAGAUCUUCGGGAAGCUAGCGGCUUUGGGUGAGUCAUGGGAGAUGCUCAAUUUGCAAUUCCUUCAAGACUUUCACCCUGGACUCAAAACGUUCAGACAUUGCGUUUUCCAACAUUGGUUGGAGCUCGCACGUGUUGCAGCCACCUCAAUGAUCUCAGAAGCAACACCCAUGCUACUGCUCAAGAGAUCGGAAACGAGAUCGAGGCAUGGUGGCAUUGGGGGAUGCAGCGUGAUCGGGGAUGCCUUUCCGGGCAACUUUGAUGGUAAUAGUACCUUGCAAAAUACCCUCACUCUGCUUGAUGUGGCGCCCAAUGCUCCGUGGCGCGAUGUUCGGUGGCGCGAUGUUCGGUGGAGCAAUGUUUCACUUGUAUUGCUUUCACUGGACUGGAAUCCCCAAGAAGGCUUGGAAGUCUUGCAAACUCUCUUGACAAAGGUGGAACAAGAGCCCACUCAGUUCCGGGCGCUUCAGCAGCAAGAGGUCUCUCAGAUGGUUCAGGUGCAGCUGCGCUUGUCCUGUUGCAGAGUUGCAGAAGUCAAAGGGCCCAUCAAUGAGGUCUGUGUCAAGAUGCUUGCAGAGCUGCUUGCCUACAAGCUUAUGAUCCUGAGGUUUGAAAGCAUGCUGGACUUUUGGACUCAGAUGAGUGCCUUCCAUGGUGACACGUAUCAUCGUGGAACAUUAGUGCUCGUAACGGAUAUUCCAGCUUCCGAGAGGCCAUUCUUCUGUGAGCCCCAUCGCCUGUCCAUGUGUUACACCUUGGAUUCGGAUGCAAUGCAGUUCCCACCCUCCGGGUUGCAACGGAAACACAUCUGCGGCAUGAUCAACGGAGACUUCCUCAUCACAGGCACCUCUGCGGGAGAUCUCUGUGUCUUCAACAUCAAGACCAAGGUGUUCCGCACAGCAUUGCCCGUGUGCAACAAUGGUGUGACCAGCAUGGCUCAGCAUGGCGAGAUGUUAUUCGUGGCUGGCGGAGACGGGCGAAUCAAGGCCCUUCGAGGCUUCGACAUCCAAUGGGACGUUCUGGCAGAAAACGUGUUGGAAUCCGGUGUCGUGGCCUUGACCCCUUCCGCGGAUGGCGCGGAGCUGAUCGCAGGCUCAAGGAAUGGAAAGAUGUGGCGCUUGCUCUCCUCCGAUCUCACUGGUACCUUGCAGAGCGCCUCGCACACGGGCGAGGUCACCGACAUUGCCUUCGGCCCGCGCAGCGAUGUGGUGUGCACCGUCUCGGACACCGGGGAGGUCUUUCUCCUGGACUUGUCGGAUUAUAUGCCCAUCACCAGCGCCACCGCGAAGUCGCCCGUGCGCUCGGCCGUCUUUGCCGGGGACGGUGAGAUUCUUGCAGCCUACGAUGACGGCUACAUUCGCGCCUGGUCCUCUGAGAAGGGCGUCAGCAAACAGCUGUGGCAGAUGAACUGCCACAGGCAAGGCGUGACCUGCGUCCGGGCGUCGCCGCACUUCGUGGUCACCGGCGGGGGAGACUGCGCUGUACGCUUCUGGCACCGGAAGUCCCGAGAGAUGCUUUCGUCCUUCCAGAAUCAUCGGAAACCUGUGGCGGAUCUGGUCCUGGAUGAGGUGAGUCCUCACGUGGUUCACUCUGCGAGUGAGGAUAAGUUGGUGGUCACCUACGAUCUGAAGCAAAACAAAGCUCUGGUCCAGCAUACCUCGAUGGGCGGCAACAUCACAAGCAUCUCUCAGCGGAAGGACCAUGACAACGAGGUGGUGAGCUGUGCCCAAGAUGGAAAGCUCUUGUUUUGGGAUGUGGAUUACCCAGAUCCCACAGGUUGUAUCGAAGGCCCACCAGACGUCCUGGUCCGACUGCGGUGUUGCGAGGUGUCCCCCAACGGUAGAUACAUCGCGGCCGGCUCGGAUGAUGCCAGGAUGUAUAUUUAUGACCUGGUUUCCUGCCAGUGCAUCCAAGAAUGCGAAGGCCAUUCAGGCCUGACCGAAGUACCGAAGUGGCCAGGGUGA
Cladocopium goreaui is the source of this 2463-nucleotide messenger RNA. The record is from the annotation of a GenBank genome assembly. Lineage: Eukaryota; Dinophyceae; Suessiales; Symbiodiniaceae.